AUGAGAAAACCUUGUUGUGACAAAGAAAGCAUCAACAAAGGUGCUUGGUCCAAGCAAGAAGAUAAAAAACUCAUUGAUUACAUCCGAGUUCAUGGUGAAGGUUGUUGGCGUUCCAUUCCCAAGGCUGCUGGCUUGCUACGUUGUGGCAAAAGCUGUAGGCUAAGAUGGUUAAACUACUUACGACCAGACAUCAAACGCGGAAUCUUUGCUGAAGAUGAAGAAGACCUUAUCAUCAAACUCCAUGCCCUCCUUGGCAACAGGUGGUCACUCAUAGCUGGAAGAUUGCCUGGACGAACAGACAACGAGGUAAAGAACUAUUGGAAUUCUCACAUACGCAGAAAACUACUAAAGAUGGGAAUUGAUCCAAAUAACCAUAAGCUACACCUAAGCUUACCACGUUCUCAUGCUCUUGCUGUUUCUUCGGAUGCAUCAUUAUCUGAGUCCAUGAACAAAGAGAAUAAAGUCUCUUUCUACAUAUCCCGUGGUGCUGCCGCUGAUAGGAUUUCGUUCACAAAGUGUCUUGAAGAAGAAACAACAAUUAUUUCGUCACCCCCUUUGAAUCUUGACCUAACUAUUGCUUUACCUUCGCCUAUGAUUUGUGUUGUGGAAGACAAACCUGCACCGAUUUCUGAGUCCGUGAAGACAUGGGACAUGGAUAUAGACCUUAAUUGUUAA
This is a messenger RNA of Abrus precatorius (Indian licorice), 675 nucleotides long. Its product is annotated as myb-related protein 308-like. NCBI's taxonomy places the organism in Eukaryota, Viridiplantae, Streptophyta, Magnoliopsida, Fabales, Fabaceae. The transcript has 3 exons. The coding region runs from base 1 to 675 and encodes 224 amino acids. The record is from RefSeq and is a predicted model, not a curated record.